Messenger RNA from Bombyx mori (domestic silkworm), 828 nucleotides. Its product is annotated as zinc finger SWIM domain-containing protein 7-like. The record is from RefSeq and is a predicted model, not a curated record. Lineage: Eukaryota; Metazoa; Arthropoda; Insecta; Lepidoptera; Bombycidae. The transcript has 3 exons. Bases 155 to 604 code for a protein of 149 amino acids. Gene Ontology annotation, cellular component: Shu complex. Gene Ontology annotation, molecular function: zinc ion binding. Gene Ontology annotation, biological process: double-strand break repair via homologous recombination.
ACUUUUGUAUGACAGGUUCAUAAAAACUUUAAACUUAUUUGGUUAAACUGAGAAGUGUAUGUAAAUUAAAUUAAGCCUCGACCCAUCUCCUAGAAUUGAGAAAUCCAUGUAAAUUAAUGUAAAUCUGGUGAUUAUAUUAGCUUUGAUUAUUAUUAUGAGGAUUUCUGAAUCUAAAAUACCAGUUAUCGCGGAAAGUAUUUUGAAACAAAUUGAAGCCCGCGUAAAAAAUACAAAUUCAAAUCAACUUUCAGAUGAAGAUUUGUUAGCUUUACAUUCCAUAUUCGGUGUAACUUUGCAAAGGUCGCUGGAAAUAUUAGAAAAGCACCCAAAGUUUAUAAUUUACACGAAUCCAAAAGGCCGAACAUUGAUCGAAGUUCAAGGGGACAACGGCCGCUGCUAUAGAGUGUUCCCGAAAAUAAACUUCUGUCCGUGUCUUGCUUUCAAAAACCUUGUUAUUGAACGGAAAACUGAGGUCACAUGUAAACACGUUUUGGCAGCUAGACUGGCCCAAAUAUUAGAGCGGACCAGCCCACAUUCAGUUACACAUGAUCAAUACCUGAUGUUAUUGAAGUCCAUGUUUGACCUGACAGAAGAAAAUGGCUGAAGAUUCAUCUCAAUACCAUUUCACGGCUAGCAUGGACUCCGGAAAGACUCUGUGUAGUUUAUUAAAAGCAAUACAGUUUCAAGAGGUAGUCUAUGAUGUGAAUACUGAGUUAUUUUUCUUAGUACAUUUGAAAUGCAUUUAAAUUCACUCAGAAGUAUUUUUGUUAUAUGUCUCCCAAUUAAUUAAUAGAAAAUAAAUUUGAAAUUUUUAUUUAAAAAAUUUAA